AUUUGCAUUGUCGGUGCUGCAAAAACCUAAUUUGACAAUAAAUUCUCCUCAGCCACAAACAUAAAUCUCCGGCCCCAUAACUCUGCUGCUCCUCCUCCCCACCACCAUAAAACCACACCCAACCACCACCAUUCCGCGGUGGUUGUUAUAUAUUGGAAACCACCGCCGCUGUAAUUUAUAAUUAUUUUUUUCCAAAGUUUAUUUCGUCACUCUCCAGUCUUAUCUUUUUAUUUUCUCAGGCCACCGUCAAAAAAUCUUGGGGUAGGGAUUUUCUUCUGCAAAAUGACGCAUUAACUCCUAAGAAAAAAUCCAGGUGGCGAUGCGGUUGCGCUACCCGACGAAACUCACCGUGACGGAGAAUUAAUUGCUGCUGUUUUUUUUUUUUUUUUUUUUCCUUGAUUUAUAUAUAUAAUGAAAUCCUCGGAGUUAUCACCUUUCCAAAGUAUUGCAAUGGCUAAGCACAAUGGUCGGAGCAAAGCGGCUUCUUUUCUCUCCGACGGGUUUCUCUUUGUCGCCGGAGCUAUGGUGGCGUUCUUCUUUGUUUGGGCCUUCUGGUCUUUCUUCGCCCCGGAUCCGUCUCCGGCUUUUACCACUUCACCUCUUUCCGGCAUGAAACAUGGUUCAGACAACACUCCGUCGCUGAACUGCGGCGGCGGCGGAGUCGGGUCGGGGCCUAACUUGAGGCAGGACCCGCCGGAGCAGACAUUCUACGACGACCCGGAGCUCAAGUACACAAUCGACGCGCCGGCGGUGCAGGACUGGGACGGGAAGAGGAGGGAGUGGCUGAAGCAGCACCCGACCUUCGCCGCCGGAGCGGAGGACCGGAUUUUCAUGGUGACGGGAUCUCAGGCGACGCCGUGCAAGAACCCCAUCGGCGACUACCUGCUGCUGAAGCUGUUCAAGAACAAGGUGGACUACUGCCGCCGCCACGGCAUCGACAUCUUCUACAACAACGUCCUCCUCCAGCCGAAGAUGUUCUCCUUCUGGGCCAAAACCCCCACCGUGAAGGCGGCGAUGCUGGCCCACCCGGAGGCGGAGUGGAUCUGGUGGGUCGACUCCGACGCGGCGUUCACCGACAUGGACUUCCUCCCGCCGAUGGACCGCUACAGAAACCACAACCUCGUCGUCCACGGCUGGCCCCCCCUCGUCGAGAAGCAGAGCUGGACCAGCGUCAACGCCGGCGUUUUCCUGAUCCGCAACUGCCAGUGGGCCAUGGAUUUCAUUGACACGUGGGCCACCAUGGGCCCACAGUCUCCCGAAUACGACAAAUGGGGCGAGAUUCUGAGCGCUACGUUCAAAGAUAAGAUCUUCCCGGAAUCCGACGAUCAAUCGGGCCUGGUUUAUUUACUUCUUAAAGAAAAGGAAAAAUGGGGGAAUAAAAUCUACGUGGAGAGCGAAUAUUACUUCGAGGGGUAUUGGAUGGAAAUUAUCGGCACUUUCGAUAACAUCACCGAGAGGUACACCGAGACUGAGAAGCCGGCGGCGGCGGCGGCGCUGAGGCGGCGGCACGGGGAGAAAGUGAGCGAGGGUUAUGCUACGGUGUGGGAGGACUACCUUAAGGAAGCUGGGCAAGGGAGGGGGAGCUGGCGGAGGCCGUUCAUCACUCACUUCACGGGUUGCCAGCCGUGCAGUGGGGCCCACAACCAGAUGUACUCUGGUCAAACUUGCGUCGAUGCGAUGCAGAGGGCUUUGACUUUCGCUGAUAAUCAGGUGCUCAGGAAUUAUGGGUUCGUGCACCCGGAUAUAGGUGAUCCCACCACUGUUAAUCCUAUUCCCUUUGAUUAUCCUGCUUCAAAUUAGAUAUAUAUCUAGCUUUUAAUUAUUAUUUUUUUUAUGUGAGGAAAAUGUAAUAUAUAUAGUAUGUAAUUGUGUGCGAACGUAUACGUAUAUAAGGUUUUUUUUAUUUACUAUCUACGGUGCUUUGUUUU
Molecule: messenger RNA, 1928 nt
Organism: Erythranthe guttata (spotted monkey flower)
Lineage: Eukaryota; Viridiplantae; Streptophyta; Magnoliopsida; Lamiales; Phrymaceae
Source: RefSeq, a predicted model, not a curated record